Molecule: messenger RNA, 9595 nt
Organism: Amphiprion ocellaris (clown anemonefish)
Lineage: Eukaryota; Metazoa; Chordata; Actinopteri; Pomacentridae
Gene: hic1
Product: hypermethylated in cancer 1
Exons: 3
Coding region: 547-2754 (735 amino acids)
Biological process (GO): regulation of transcription by RNA polymerase II
Cellular component (GO): nucleus
Molecular function (GO): RNA polymerase II cis-regulatory region sequence-specific DNA binding; protein binding; DNA-binding transcription factor activity, RNA polymerase II-specific
Source: RefSeq, a predicted model, not a curated record
GGAAGUGAGAGACAAUACCUUCGUUCACUUCACCAGAGCCCUGGGAUGGAUCAGAUCAUUUUAAUGAAACGCCGGCACCUUGAAGUCGGAUAAUUUGAAGAGGAAGAGACGCUUCAUGCUUUUACGAGAUAGUCAGCUGCUGAUGUGAUCAAAACAAACACACCUCAGCCCCGCUGUCCUACCCUUCCAUUUGCCCCCACAUCACUGCGCACCACGUCUGCCCGGACAGGGCCUAUGGGACUCGCUGCCAUUGGGUGUCGCUGUGCGCGUAAAGUCUCAGCCGGCAGGUUUUGGUCCGACCGGACCCCAACACAGUCUGAAGUGUCAGAUAGUCUUGUUAACACGUGAGAAAUUCAGUGCGUGGAAGAGGGCGAAAGAGGGCUAAACCAGGGAGAGAGAGGACUGCGAAAUUACGCGGAAGAGACGUUUUGAGAGAGAGCUGGACUCGGAGGGAACCGCGGAGAUCUUAAUGAGGGAAUGCCGAAAAGGAGAGAAGACAGGCGGCCAGAGCACCAGACAUGAGUUCGAGGUGGCGGAGUGAAGACAAUGCUGGAUGCCAUGGAAGUUCCAAGUCAUGCUAGGGAUCUCCUCCUGCAGCUCAACAGCCAGCGCACCAAGGGCUUCCUAUGUGAUGUUAUCAUUGUGGUGCAGAACGCCCUCUUCAGAGCUCACAAGAACAUUUUGGCUGCCAGCAGCCUCUACUUGAAGUCUUUGGUGGUCCAUGACAAUCUCAUCAACCUCGACCACGAGAUGGUGAGUCCAGGGGUCUUCAGGGUCAUUCUGGACUACAUCUACACAGGCCGCCUUAGCGAGGGAGACCCCACUUCCCCCACUGAACCCAAUUUAGGGGCUGUCUUGGCUGCAGCCAGCUACCUGCAACUGCUCGACUUAGUGGCUUUGUGCAAAAAGAAGCUGAGGAGGAAUGGCAAGUACCCUCCCCGCCCAGGUCCUGCAUUUCUACCAUAUGCAAAGAUGGGACCCAGUAGUAUGGGUUUAGGGAGUGGUGGCAGGUAUAGGAUUUCUACUCCUGUCAUUCAGUCAUGUCCUCCAGGAGGAAUUUUGAAUAACCAUGCACCCCGAGCACCACCACUAGAGGAGCUAGUUCCCCAUCGACUAGCCAUCCAUACUGGGGAGUUGUACGCUCCCACCUCCACCCAGGGCUCUCAGGUGUUUCCGUCCCUGCAGUCAGCUCUGCCUGCCCAGCUUGGCCGCUCAGCCCAUUCUGAGAGGAACUGCUCUCCCAACUUUGGGCUUGAUCUCUCCAAGAAAAGCCCCACCUCCCAGUCUCAGCUCACACCCUCUCAAACCCAUCUGGCAAACACUCACAAUGACGAGGAGCGAGAUGGGACUCUGAGCGGCCGUACGAGUCCCAUGCAGGGGACGAAUGGGAGGGCCUUCCCCUCAGAAAAAAUGGAGUCAACUGAUCAGACAGGCUCCCUCACUCCUCCAGCUUUCCCCCAUCUCAGCCAGCCUCUAGGCCCCCACCUCCCCCACCUAAUUCGUUCAGGCUCCCAGGGGACGGACCGCUACCCAUGCCCACCCAGCCCCGACACCCCUACAGAAGGUGGAGAGGCGGGCAGAGAAAUUGGCAAUAUCUACCGCUGGGUGAAACAUGAGCCAUUGUCAUACACAGGUGAAGAUGAAGAUGAGGAUGAGGACGAAGAGGACGGUGGUGAAAAUGGAGAUCAGCAUCAUAACCAUCACAAGACCGGGGAGGAGAGUGAAGGAGCAGAUGAUAAGAGUGGUUCGGGCACCGAGGAGACAGGCAGCAGUGAGGGCCGUCCGUCUCCUUCUGGACCAAUGGGGAGGUUCCACAUGCCGUAUGAGCCGGAGAGCUUUGGAGACAAUCUGUAUGUCUGCAUCCCCUGUGACAAAGGCUUCCCGAGCUCAGAGCAGCUCAAUGCACAUGUGGAGACGCACACAGAGGAGGAGCUGUACGGCAACUCUGGUGGGGAGAUGGGAAAUAGCAAUAACAGCAGCUCCAAAAACAUGAGCAGCAACACAAAUGGUUAUGGGAGCCUCAACAGCAGCAACGUUCUGAACAGUCUGCCCCACCUGGAGACCAAGUCCGGCCAGGGACUGAACUCAGGAGGCAUCGGGGAGAUGAUCCGACCAUACCGCUGCUCUAGCUGUGAAAAGUCCUACAAAGAUCCAGCUACUCUGCGCCAACAUGAGAAGACCCACUGGCUGACGCGGCCUUACCCCUGCAGCAUCUGUGGCAAGAAGUUCACACAGCGCGGCACCAUGACACGCCACAUGCGCAGCCACCUGGGCCUUAAACCUUUCGCCUGCGAUUCCUGCGGCAUGCGUUUCACACGCCAGUACCGUCUCACUGAGCACAUGCGCAUCCACUCUGGGGAGAAGCCGUAUGAAUGUCAGGUGUGUGGGGGAAAGUUCGCUCAGCAGCGCAAUCUCAUCAGCCACAUGAAGAUGCACAGCGGUGGAGGGACGGCAGGGGGCCUGACCACAGAUGGGAAAGUGAAGCUGGACUUUGCAGAGGGCAUCUAUCCUCUGAGUAAAUACACAGCGGAGCACCUGGGGCUGAAGCAGGAGAAGGCCAAUGAGCUGCUCAUCCAAGCACAGCAGCAACUGGUAGCUGAUGCCAAGGCCAUAGAGAGCCUGUACCCGCUCUCCAAACUGGCCUCGGAGCACCUGGGCCUCACCCACGACAAGAUGGAUAUCCUGGGGCAACCCCUGCCCCCUCCACAGGCCCUCUCUGAUGCCCGCACCAUCGACCGCUACUCACCCAGCUAAGACAUAUGACAUGUAUAAAUGGCGAUCACCAAUAGGUCUGUGUGCACACACAAUUUGCAGUAUUCUAAAGCCAUUCACCUCAACUCAGUAUCUCCUCUGCACCUCAGACUCAGACCAAAAGGAGUUGGUCUUCUAAUGCACACCAAAAUGUGUAGACUGUAAGUGCCUUCCUAUGCAUCUAAUGUAUCUUAAAGUGCUCCUUCAUAAAGGAACUUUGUGCUAUUACGUGACCAAGGGACACUCACUUUAAGAAGUACAGUAUUUAUGUACAGUGUAUGCAAAGAAACUUUUCUUUAAAAAAAAAAAAAAAAAAAUCCAGCCAUUGAGCCAAAGUGACAAAUUGAAAGCCAAAAUGAAAUUGUUUUUUAUUUAUUUUUGUACUAUGGGAAAUCCAAAGAAAAACUGUUGCAAGGAAAAACUUUGCAACCCGACCCUAAACCUGUGUACUAUUCAUCUUUGUAAAAAAAACAAAUGAAAAAGCACAUAAGGACAAUAUUCAGGGUUCGUCCAGACCUGAGCAGAACUUUCAACAUAUGAAUAAGUCAACUCACCUGGACUUUAAAGUAAUGGGAGUAUAUGUUUUUUUUUGUUUUUUCUUUUUUUAAUUUUCGCUUUUUGGGGUACUGGACAAUUUCUGUAUCUCGCUCUCCAGCUUCUCCCAUCAUGUGAAAUGACUGAAUGAUAACAGCUAUUGCCUCAGCAUUUCAGUUAAGUACCCCACUCCCCUGCAUAUUUGUGUGGAUAAAGGCUCAUGCUAUGUGACAGUAAUGGUAGCUGAAUCAGCCUUACACUUUCAACCGUCCUUGAGCUUAAAAACUUCCUUUGCAGUUUAACGAACAUCCCUCAGCUUUUGGUUGUUGUUGAGACGCAGCUAGCACGGCCCUGUGAUCUCAUAACUGGGACAUGAUUGCACAUACCCAACUGAUGACACACUAAAUCCCUGGUCAUGACGAGUGUAGCUUCAACUCGUGGUGUAGACGAAUCAUGGGUGUUGCCUUUGACAUUGUGUAAUAUUUACAUUCGUGGAUGCAGCUGAGAAGAGAGGCAGGCAUUGGGACGGAGCUCAUGACACAGAAAUAUGUCAUUUACUGUCAGGAGCAAGUGGUCUAUUCAUAGCGGUCUGAUGAUUAAUGGUGGAGUUUGUCAUGAGUCUUGUUGAACGCCACUCUGCUCCACCAUCCGGCUUCUCAUCUGACCUCCCUCCCCUGUAGUCUGUUGACCGGGAGCCCUGCUACUGUUGACAGGCCAAAGUGAGCGCUGCAUCCAGCACUUUGCCAUCGCAGCACUCCACACACCGGAUGCAUAUAGGCUCCCUCUUCACACAUACACACACACACACACACACACACAUAGCGAGCUGCUAAUCUGUCAGCGAUAUGAACACAAGUAGGGGUUUGUGAGUCUUCCUCAGAAGCCAGCGGAUGAACAGCGCUCCCCAGCUGCUGCGCCUCAGUAAUCCCUGUGAAAUCUCACUUUCUCCUGGACAAUUCGCACUGCUCGCCAGCAUGAUGUCCCAUUUCAUGCCUGCCAUCUUGCUCCUCUGAUCCACUUAUUAACAUCACAUCCAAGCCUAGCAAAUAGUCCUGCCUCUCUUCUCCGCUGGUAUCAAAUGCGGAAACAAAGAGUGACAUAUUUUAUGUGUUGGCUGACCAGCAGCUCCUCCAGCUUGAAAAAACAAAAGAGCACUUAAAGGUUGCAGGUUGAAGGCACAUUCUUGUCUUUAAAUCUUUAUUCCAAAGAACAUGUUAGCCUUUUAUUUUCUUUGUUUCUUUUUUCCCACUUUUACUAGUCCUUCAUUGAGAUUGUUUGACCACUAUAGUGCCAAUGCCAACCUCAGUGGGUGAAUGUGAAGACUAAAGCCAUACAUACACUGUGAUAGACGUAGUGAAUCUUAAAGGCUUAAAAAAAAAAAAAAAUACAGAGAAUGUGCCUAACUUUGGCAACUGUUUUUCUUUUUUUAAAUGUAACAAUAAUUUAAGGGCUUCUUUUCUGUAGCAUACGAUCAUAUCAAACAUGUUUCUUGUCACUUACUUUUCUUUACUUCAUUUUAAUUUAAACUGAAAGCAGCGCACGUGAAACUGGUGCUUACCUCAGGACUGAACCCAGCAUGGGGAUGCUAAGCUUUUGUAAACCUUAGAUCAACAAUAUCAACACACAUACAUGCACACACACUCACUUACACACACACUUUUGUAAAAUUUUCUUACUAACAGGGCAGUUGUCCUGUGUUAAACCUGUGGUUAUUUCUGUGUUUAUACAUUUCUUGUUGCAGUUUUAAGGUGGAGAGAUAAUAUGUGAUAUUAACAUUUUUUGUUUUUAUUUGUACUAUGCGGUAUACAUUUUCUAUUGUGUUGUCCUCAAAGAGGCUUUUGUCAGUCUGACCUUUGUUCAAACGUAAGGCUAAGUCAUUUUGGUAGUACCUUAAGUGUUUUUGUGAUUUUCUGAUCCAGUUUAGUCAGUAACAUGGCAUUGAUCUUUGGUUUUAGCAACACAUACAGUAAAAUCUAGGUGACAAGUGUUGCAUUUUGAAAUCUCUCUUUGCUCACAAGACAUGAUGCAUUAAUCUUACUUCCUCAAAAAGACGAGCAGUUGAGUAUGAAAACUACCCUAGUAUUGUUCAGCCCGUUGUCUCCAGAGGUUAGUGAACUUUUGACAAGAGUCAGACGGCGGUCGUACAUGCACACAACCACACAGGAAGCAGCAUGUUUUUGGUCAGCGCUUCAAGUUUGGAGAUUCUUAGCUCUGUGACAAGAAAGAAAAAAAAAAUAGCUUAAAUGUAACUUCGGUCAUAAGAACUUGAUUCUCACACAUGUGUAUACGUGUUAAAACAGGCGGAUGUCAGCCGUGGGAAUUUCAGUCACCUCACUCUCUCCGAUUUAGAAGCUGAAAUGAAAACGUGUCUCUGCAUUUUCCUUGCCAAACGCCAUUAAAAUAACACCAAGUGUUUCCACUGUCACUUCAAAUCUGUGCGAGAGGUAAGAGAAAGAUAAUGGUUGAAGAUUUCAGAAGGAUGUGUGCUGUUUGAAAUUUGCUUAACUACAUUAAUGCGUCCGACAGAGGAGGAGGAGGAGGAGGGGUCGUGUAUCUAUAGAAAGGGGAAGCAUUUGCUUGUCUGUUUGUGUAUCGCUAUGCUAUUUGAGCAUAUGAAGGGUUGCUAAUGCAUGCCCUGGGAAUAGGGCUGGUGUGAAGGAGAAGCGCUGAGGAGCAGGAAGUGAACUUUUGGCUGGUGUGUUGUGCUGAGCAGGAUGUGCUGUGUGUUUCUGCUCAGAGGCAGAUAGAGAGACGGAGAAUGGGGAGGGAGAGGAGCAGGGAGAGCACAGCAGGGUGGACGUGAGCCAUUGUCUCAGUAUGAAAGCCUGUUUCGUACUUCUAAAACCCUCCAUUCAGAAAACAAGUAGACUGUAUCUUCUCUUUUCCUUCCCUUUAUUGCUCUUUGGGAAUAAACUUCUGCUCAGUAUCACGGUGAUAGGACAUUGUGGGCUUUCAAGGGCUGCACGGUGAGCUGCUCAGACAUUUUGUUACAAUCUGAGGAUGUUGUGGAUUCAAAUCUUUAUUAUUUCACGAUAGUUAAUCUAUAUUUCAUCCAUAAUUAGUAUGAAAAGCCCAGAAAAUGUAACGUAAAUCAUUUUUAAAAACUGGCAGUAUUUCUUUUGCUCUGUGGUUGUUUCACUUAGUCAAAUUAGAGGAGUCUUGUUUCAGUUUAGUGAUGUAGCCACUCACCCCGUGGGCUUUUAUGCCAUUUGCCUUUGUUAAUGUUAUUUCACAUGCCAAGCCAGAAAAUCCCUCAUUGCCACCAAAGUGGUUUGGAUGAAGAUGUUAUUUAAGUAGGCACUUAAAACAGUUUAUUAGUUACAUUAAUUAAAAUUUUAAGAAAGGAAUGGAUGCAAAUAUUAGUGCAGUAACAUAAACCACCAAAAAUGAGAUGAGGGUUGAUUUCUUUUUAAAAAUCUUUUGGCCAUUUCACUCCUUUCUCAUGUUAUGGCAACCAUCCCAGGCCUGUAACUUUUUUAACACUAACAAUAUAGAAGUCAAAAAAAGGGGAGGGCCUGGAUGAGUUCCAGCAGCACUUUGCAGACCAAAAAAGGGUUUAGGUUUAAUGUUCAAAAAUGCAAAGCAUGCCUUUAAGCUUUCUACCAGCGGCGACAGCAGGCCCAAGGUCACCUAUGUGACUCUGACAGGCUGCGUAGUCCUGAAGAGUCUGCAGUCAUGUCACCGUUUGACAUUUAUUGUAUUUCACAGUGUGUGCCAAAAAGACUGAAGCACUUAGCAGACAUCGCAGAUGCUCGAAAACAAAACUCAGCGACAAUCUUUGUAGUUUUCAUUAGUUGCAUUGUCGAUUCCUACCAGCUUUGACUUGUUACGAAAGCCGUCCAGUAUGUGGCUAAUCACUAAAGCGCAGAGACCAGAGAGGUCACUACUCUCAAAUGUACAUAUUUCUUUUUAUGAGGACUCAUGUUUAAAUGUAAGCUACAGCCAAAUAAUGCCAAUAAUCAAUUGACUCUUCAGUCAACUAAUGCAAAUGUGCCUUCAGCAAAACAAGUGAGUCUUGCAAUAAUUUGUAUGGGUGAAUGAGUGCGAGGUUUUCUGAUGUGUCUGCAAAGUGCACCUGUCCAUCUACAUGUCUAGAUGCUCUCUCAGUGUAGCAGGGUGAAGUACAAGGGAGAUAUUUGACACUUUCAAGAGUCUUUAUUACAAGCAGCUGCUUUAGAUUUAUUCCUCUGAACGGCACUUUUCUGGAAAAAUCAUUGUAUUGUGAUUUUUUAUUACUCUUGUGAUCCCCUAGAAAGUCCCACAAUUGCCUCUCCUUGGGGCACUUUGCCUCCUUGUAGCGUUCCUCCUCUUCCUCCCUUGGCUGCUCUCGUUCACAGCCCUCGUCCCCUCAAAGCACAGCUUCCCUCUUCACCUCUCUCUGUGCCUUCUCUCCUCUUACACUUAACACAAACCGCUGACCCACAGCACCCGCCGCCUCCCCUCCUUCUCCCAUGAUCCACUUACUUCCAGCUGUUUUUCAUGCUGAAGAAGACAGUUGUCUAAAUGUUUAUGUGAAGAGCUACUUUCUUUUUCUUUAAGCCCUGAUCAAUUUCCAAAAUGAGCUUUGUGGCAUGUGUUAAAAUACAGCAGAUGAUGAGCCAAAGGCAAAAAAAUCUGACAUCGUUAUUGUAUUCUGAUCCCCAAGCCAAGAAACGACUUACAACGGGGAGAUUAAAGACAGCAUAUUGUUGUAGAGGAAAUGCAGAAUAAUGUGAGGGGAAAUGUUCAGGGAAAAUAUGCUCAGAAAGAUGCCAGUAAAGUAAACAUGUAUGAAAUUGCACAAUUGAGUGGGGCCUCGGCUGCACCAGCCAAGUCAUGCGCUGGGAUGGAGAGAACAAGUAAGGGAGAGGGGUUGUGAGGAAAAGAACCAGAAACAGAGAGAAAAAUAGCUUGUGCUUGAUAGUCAUAACCUUCAGUAAAUAACAAAGGAAAACUGGCUGCUUUGUGUGUCUGUUAGCCUCUUUUUUCCACCCGUCAGUGAGCUUACUGUUUAAAUUUCCUCUUUUGGCAAAUUACCUUGUGAGGACUUUUUUUUUGCCUUUUCAUUGUUGAUUGCUGCAGGUCAUUGUCAGGUUUUUAGUGUUAACAUUAAUGUCAGUGUGCCCUCUGAGAUGACAUCCUCCUUCCAGACGUAACAAUUAUCACCCAAUCAGCACAUGACCCGCCGAAGGCUCUUUGUAGCUGAAUAGCGAAGGGGGGUUCUGCCUGAAUAUGUCCUCCUGCAUCUGUUUAGCUUGUAUCUCUGCUUCUUUCUCUACCUUGAACACAUACAGAGCAGACUGAGCGGACUCCUGGCUUGAAUCUUUUUUUUUUCAUUUACAGUGUGCAACUUCUGCUCCGUGAGGUUACAUUCGAAGACAAACAAAAGAGCAAGGACAAAACAAGCAGGAAUUCGGAGGAGUGAAAGUUUAGUCAGGGAGAAUAUUUGAUUGUAUAUCUCUCGAGCACACUCAUGCAGACACACACAUAAACACACAGCUGGAUGGCAGGCUGCUGCUCCAGAUUAGGUCAGAUUUAAUUAGGCUGCCCUGCUCUGUUUGGAGUGUCGCUUCUUGUAGAAAAAGCCAUUUUUAAAAGAAAAAGGCGAUUCCACUGACGGCUUCCACUCGAUGAACCGGUGCCAAAAUGUUACAGAGCCUCAGGGUAAUCACACACACUUACACACACAGGAGUCUACUUUGGUUUUGGAAAAAGUUGAUGUGUAGAAAUGAUGGAUUAUGAUCUAAUGAAGAUCACUCUGACAUUCUGAGGUGGUUGUACCCGACUGUGGUUCAGGGAUGAGAAAGUUCAGCAGCAUGACAGACCGCCACGCAGACAGUAGUAGUUGUGAAUGGAUGGAAAAACACAUGACAGAAUACAUACAUCAGAAAUUUACAAUGGAAAUGUAAUUUUUCAGUGGAAGUCGGGAUCUUAUUUCAGCAGAUGUGCACAAAACAUCAGCAGUGUUCAGUGUUUUGUGGUUUUACAGCAGUUUAUAUCAUAAAGACAAUUAAAAGCAAUACUUUAAACCAAACAGUAUUUUUUAUUUUCUUUUUGCGUUCUCUGCAUUUCAGUGUCAAUAUUGAUCUUACUUUGCUUUAGUGAAAUGAAUGUAUUUAUUGCAUGUCAAAAAAUGUUUUAUAGUUAAUUUUUUUGUGUAAAUUUCAAUUGUGGGUUUUUAUAAUAAUUUCAUUUAAUUAUGGUGUCUUGAUAAAAUCAUGUUGAUAAGGCUUUUAUUUUUAUUAAAAGCCAAUGUGAAAAAUGUCAUGUUUUUUGUGUUUGUUACUAUACUCAAAAUCAACUUGGCAAUAAAAAUGAAUUGCAUAAUGGA